Phoenix dactylifera (date palm) is the source of this 1971-nucleotide messenger RNA. RefSeq names its product Tetratricopeptide repeat (TPR)-like superfamily protein. The record is from RefSeq and is a predicted model, not a curated record. Gene Ontology annotation, molecular function: protein binding. NCBI's taxonomy places the organism in Eukaryota, Viridiplantae, Streptophyta, Magnoliopsida, Arecales, Arecaceae.
CCGGCGAUGCAAUUGGGCGCUGGAUGCUAUCAGGCGCCCCCAUCCAGGCAUCCACGGUGGCGUGGGCAAGUGAAAGCGGUCGCAGUAUGAUGCGACCCAUUUCCUCUCCUGGAACCAGACCUCUCGACUUCCCGUGCUCCCGUUAUCUCCUUGGCCAACGCCGCGCCUUGCAUCCGCCCUCCGGCUAUGGAUUUCUGCCUGCCCGCAGCGGCAUACGUUCCAGGUUCUGGAAGUAGCAUUCGUGUCAGGAGAUGUAUGUCAAACAAGAAGAAUCGUGAAAUUUGUGAGACUAAAAAUAUACUCUGUUUGGCUUCAAAGAGACGUGGUUUUGGGACUGAACCUAUGAAGAAAGAAAAGAAUAAUGAUACGAAGAAAUUGAAGGAGAGCAUGCCUUCUUCAUCAGAAUCAAGCAAAUCAUUUUCUGGAAAGCCUAAAUCGAGAAUUCAGCGGGCACCUCAAUUAACUAGUGGUAUGGAUCUAAAAUCAAGUGAUGCAGUCUUUGAUCGGCAAUUCUUGGAGAAAGUGGAGACUGUCAGAAGGUCUGCACUUGAGCAGAAAAAAGCUGAGGAGGACAAACUUAAUCAAGCAAUAGAUUAUGAUGCACCUAUUGAAUCAGAACAGAAUACAAUUGGUCUUGGUACCAAGUUGGGAGUUGGAGCAGCUGUUCUGGUUUUUGGUUUGGUUUUUGCUUUCGGGGACUUUCUUCCAUAUGGAAGUGUUGGCCCUAGUGAGGAUGCUCCUGUAGUUGAGAAAAAACUUACAGAAAAACAGAAAGCAACACUUGAGACAAAACUUCAAGAAUACGAGGCAAUGCUUGGCAAGUCACCGGAAGAUCCUACCGCUCUCGAAGGAGCCACAGUGACAUUGGUAGAACUAGGAAAAUAUGAACGAGCAUCAUCGCUUCUUGAUAAGCUGACCAAGGAAAGGCCUAAUAAUGCUGAUGCAUAUCGUUUACUAGGGGAAGUGAAAUAUGAACUCAAGGAUUAUGAAGGGAGUGCUUCAGCGUACAGGAGCUCAUUAUCUCAGGCCUCUAAUGGUAUUGAUUUCGAAGUUCUUCGUGGGCUCACAAAUUCAUUGCUUGCUGCUAAAAGACCUAAUGAGGCAGUUCAGAUACUUUUAUCAUCCCGGGAACAAUUGAAUAGAGAAAGCUUUAAAGGAUCUGAUAUUUCUGUGGAUGCAAAUGGUAACCUGGAAAAGAAAACACAGAAGAUUGAUCCAAUCCAAGUUGACUUGCUUCUGGGAAAAGCUUAUUCUGAUUGGGGUCAUAUAAGUGAUGCUGUGGCUGUUUAUGAUCAACUCAUCUCUGAGCAUCCGAAUGACUUCCGAGGUUACUUGGCAAAGGGGAUCAUAUUGAAAGAAAAUGGUAAAGUUGGAGAUGCCGAAAGGAUGUUUAUUCAAGCAAGGUUCUUUGCACCAGACAAUGCAAAGGCACUUGUUGAUCAAUAUUCAAGAAAAUGAUGGAUUAUAAAGCCUCUUAUUCCACAAGAUGGACAAAGGCAUGCAUGCUAGUCGAGGCUCUGUCUGUGUCAUGACUGCAUGGUUUCAUCACUGCCUAAGCACCAUCUCGGACAGCAUCAAGUACAGUAUCUUAUGGCUCUCUCUGUUUGGUAGGUGUAAUUUCAUGGAAUCAAUGGUUGUAUAGGAAAAUGGAACAGGUUAAUAUCAGAAGCAAGAGGCCAAUUUACAAAGCUUAAUUGAAAAUCAGAAUUGUUUUCUGAAUGGAUAUGGAGUUGAUUUCUGAAGGGAUGUGAAAAAUGCUCUUGCGGUACAUUCAGUCACCUGCCAAAUGAUUGUAAAAUAUGUACUUUCUUAUUGCUGGAUGUGCUAGUAAUGAUGUAUGCCUCUUUCAUUCCAUGUAGUAAGAUUUUUUUAGUUAUUCUAUUUUGUGCAUUUUAUCUGAAAUCACAGGUUCAAUGUAUCAUAUGGACAUGUUUUCUAAGAAAUCUACAUCCUUGUGAGGCUUCUCCUCAA